GGCAACCACGGGGUGCGUGGGUGUCCCUGGCAUGUGGACGGGCAGCCUGCUGCCGCCGCCCUGCCCAGCUGGAGUCGUGACCCUGUCUUCCCCAGCUCCAUGGAGGUGGGUGGAAGGGGGUGCUGCUUCACAGCCUCCAACCAUGGGGCUGUUUGGGGGGGGGUGCACGGGCAGGGGACCAGGCUGGAAGGCCAAGGAACCAUGACCUUUUAUCCAGAGGUGACAACGAAGAAGCAGCAGGAGACCAACCAGGAAGGUCUUUAAUGAAUGGACUGCCUGCCUUCCCUCAGGAGGCACCCCUGAGGGAGGGAGAUUCUGGGUGACCUAGUUGGGGGUGGGGGGGUGCGUGGACAAGAACAAGGGCUGGACCUUGGGUGGCCGGACCUCUCGUCCAGUCUGGACACAGUUUCGCAGAGCCAGCAGGGUCAUCAGGGUCCUGCUUCUGACGGUCUUCGUGCCAGCGCCAGCUCAGGGUGGAUCCCCUGCCACCUUGCCCCCAGGGCUCUCCCUGGGAACCGGAACCAGCAGUUCCAGUGUCCAUCUCUACAGAGGGGGUGGGGCCAGAGCAGUGUAGCCCCUCCCUGGACGAGGGCCUCAAAUACCCGCCUGGGCCCUGGCCUACAAUUCCUGCCCCACCAAACCCGAGGCGUCAGUCUCCUGCCACAGACACACCCCCAGCCUGAAUCUCCGACCUUGAUCCUGAGUCUCAUUUACCGCCCCAUCCACAUCCCAGGUGAGUCUGGGGACUGGGCUGACCAGGAGCCUAGAUGGGGGUGAGGUCCCUCUAUUGGAGCCUCAGUUUACCCAAGGAGUAGAAUGGCCAUGGUAAACCUAGCACACCACUGGGGAGAGGUGGAGAGGCAGGGGAAGGAUCCUCCUUGGACCUCUGAAUCACAGGUCCUUGCCGGUCCCCCAGGGCUGGGGCACAGACGGGUAGUUCGGUGUGUCUGACUCCAGGUCCACGCUCAGGAGCGCGUCUGUCCCUCCCAGCCCACCUGCUCUCCACCAUGGGUGGGCCCCAGGUCCUACUGGCCGCGCUCUGGGUCCUGGGGGCCGCAGGAGCUGCCGCGCUGCGCAUUGGAGCUUUCAACAUCCAGAGCUUUGGCGACAGCAAAGUGACGGACCCGGCCUGUGGCAGCAUCAUUGCGCAAAUCCUGGCUGGCUAUGACAUCACGCUGGUGCAGGAGGUGCGAGACCCAGACCUGAGCGCUGUGUCCGCUCUCAUGGAGCAGAUCAACAGCGUGUCCAGGCACAAGUACAGCUUCGUGAGCAGCGAGCCCCUGGGUCGGGACCAGUACAAGGAAAUGUACCUGUUUGUUUACAGGAAGGACGCGGUGUCGGUGGUGGACACGUACCAGUACCCGGACCCGGAGGACGCCUUCAGCCGUGAACCGUUUGUGGUCAAGUUCUCUGCCCCCGGCUCAGCUGCCGGGGAGUUGGUGCUCAUCCCGCUGCACGCGGCGCCGCAUCGGGCCGUGGCGGAGAUCGAUGCUCUCUACGACGUGUACCUGGACGUGAUCGACAAGUGGGGCACGGACGACUUACUGUUCCUGGGCGACUUCAACGCCGACUGCAACUACGUGCGGGAGCGCGACUGGCCUUCCGUCCGCCUGCGCAGCAGUGAGGUCUUCAAGUGGCUCAUCCCAGACAGCGCUGACACCACCGUGGGCAACUCGGACUGCGCCUAUGACCGCAUCGUGGCGUGCGGCGCCCGCCUGCGCAGGAGCCUCAAGCCCCAGUCGGCCACCGUGCACAACUUCCAGGAGGAGUUCGGCCUGGACCAGGCUCAGGUGAGCGCUGCGGCGGGGGCGGGGGCGCGCCCCUCCCUGCACCAGCGCCCCAGAACACAGAGCCCUUAAGAGGCUCAGUUCUGGCUGAAGGGAUCGUCUGGGAUGGCAGAAGAUGCCCUUGCCUCUUCUCAGGGGUUUGGCGGGGGGUGUCUCCAGUCUGGGCCCCAGCCCACCUGCAGGCAGCAAGCACAGUGGGCUCCAUCCCUGGCCAGCAUAGGGAGGCAGGCAGCACAGGGGUGUGGGCAGUGGAGGCAGUGAGGGGUUGCUCAUUUUCCUAGGUGGGGCCCGAGGGAGGGCAGGCUGCCCAGCAGGGGGCUCAGGCUCCGCUUCCUCUCCAGGCCCUCGCCAUCAGUGACCAUUUUCCUGUGGAGGUGACUCUGAAGUCGCACUGAAAACCCUCAAGGCCUGGUCCGGGAAGCGGCCUCCAGACUCAGGCCAGGAGAACAGUCCUGCAGGGCUCCUUGUGGGGAGCUGGCCAGCCUCCAGCAAGGCUGAGGGCAGAGCUGGUGGGACGAGCGGCUAGGAAACAUCACAGGACCACGCAGCCUGUUUUGCCCAUCUGUGAAAUGGGCUACUCCGUCUACCUCCCAGGCUUGUGAGGAGUGGCCUGCAGAGCGCUGGGCACAGGGCAGUGCUCAAUAAACUCGAGCCGGCCCUCAGCCA
This is a messenger RNA of Mustela erminea (ermine), 2453 nucleotides long. RefSeq names its product deoxyribonuclease 1 like 2 (gene DNASE1L2). Bases 1008 to 1859 code for a protein of 283 amino acids. The record is from RefSeq and is a predicted model, not a curated record. Gene Ontology annotation, biological process: DNA catabolic process. Lineage: Eukaryota; Metazoa; Chordata; Mammalia; Carnivora; Mustelidae. Gene Ontology annotation, molecular function: DNA nuclease activity. The transcript is spliced from 6 exons. Gene Ontology annotation, cellular component: nucleus.